Rhipicephalus sanguineus (brown dog tick) is the source of this 2617-nucleotide messenger RNA. It is a transcript of the gene RpI12, whose product is annotated as DNA-directed RNA polymerase I subunit RPA12. The coding region runs from base 269 to 637 and encodes 122 amino acids. The record is from RefSeq and is a predicted model, not a curated record. Gene Ontology annotation, molecular function: zinc ion binding; DNA-directed RNA polymerase activity; nucleic acid binding. The transcript has a single exon. Lineage: Eukaryota; Metazoa; Arthropoda; Arachnida; Ixodida; Ixodidae. Gene Ontology annotation, cellular component: RNA polymerase I complex. Gene Ontology annotation, biological process: DNA-templated transcription; termination of RNA polymerase I transcription.
GGCAGCUCCCAUCGCCUUAAAAGUCGUGCUCGUCGUGUGUUUUUGGAGUGUGUUCUAGAACAUUUUAGGUCUUUAUUUGUCGCGAUUGCUUGAGUGAUGAACCGGAGGCCUUCGUUAUCUAGGUAAUUAGCGAUAAGGACCAGUUAAGCGUGUUAUAGAAAGUUCUAGAAAAUUUUUAUUUCGCGCGAUUGUUCGGGUGACUGGCCAGAAGCCUUCCUCAUCAAGGUGGUUAGUGAUUAGAGCCAGUUAACCGCUACAUAGAAAGAUAAUGGAGUCCUCGACGGAGCUGUUCGUCUCGGCCCCGGACUUUUGCAAGCGCUGCGGCACCGUGCUACCGCUGCCGGGACACGAGGACUUCGUCGAGUGCAAGAUGUGCGCCGCCAGGAUCGACGUGCGCAACUUCCACGGCCUGGAGACCUUCUCGCGCGUGGUGUUCAACGACCGCAAGGCGGCCCUCAAGAAGGCGGCUCCCGCGUCGACGGCCAAGCCCGCCGGACCGCUGGUGGACCGCAAGUGUUCGCGAUGCGGCCACGAAGGGAUGACGUACGCCACACUGCAAACGAGAUCGGCCGACGAAGGGCAGACCAUAUUCUACUCGUGCCCCGAGUGCCUCUUCCAGGAGACCGAGAACUCGUAGGAGAGUGUUUGGUCGCCCGCUAGCCAACUCCAUUUGUGUUUGUGAUCAUCCAUUCCCGGAUAAUCACUUUCGAGAGUACCGGCACAGUACGCAUGCGCACAAGGGUCGGGCAAACCGAGGAAAUGGUGAGCGAAACCGAAAGUGAUCGCACGCAGGCACCACCUCUGUACCAUGCACCAGUUCAUCGGGCAGCGCGUGCACUGCAUCUUCCACAAUUGCUGGAAUUGCCGUUGUGAACACAUUUGUGCAUCCAAAGCGUGCCUGAUUCUGUCGAACCACUUUAGGAAGUGCUGGUGAAUUGGAAUGGAGCGGACUUCGCCGAGACUGAAGAGUUUGCAGGAUACAAACGGAGAUGUGGUCCUGGAACUUGCAUUCAUUUCAACAGUUUAAACUAGAAAAAAAAAAAAAAAAAGACGCAAGAGAAGACAUGUAGACUGAAAGAGCCUAUGUCCAGUCUAUACGUCUUCUCUUGUAUGUUAUCUUUUUAAUUUGCGUUGUUGUAAUGAAUGCGAGUUCCAGCAAGCAACUAGCCUGCCUUACUGCUGUUCUACUGGACCACGUUUGGGCUGUGCGAAGCCCCAGGGAUCAUUAACGCUUGCACUUUUAAGAAGAAUGCUUGCAAUAACAGUUGGUAGACAGUGAGCAUCACUCGACUUUUGAUCUUGUUCAACAGUUCCAAGAGAUCAAUUCAUCUGUUACGUGUUUUGUGUUAGUAAAGCCACAUCAAGUGCAGCGUGAAAGAACCAGUGCUGGUGCUCAUGAUCUUGCGAUUCAAAUUGGCCAAGUGUGAAGCCUGAAGAGAGGAGGCAGUGAUUUACACUCCAGAGCUUAGGUUUCCAACAGUCUGCAUGUUGGGAUGCUUCUUCGCAGACAUUUCUAGCUACGGUGUUCCCAAUGCAUUUAGACAUCGCCGUGUGUGUACUGUCGGUAACAAGAGUUUGCGGGAUGUGCAGCGCGUGGCCGAGCGACGGAAAACUGCAUUCCUGCGUCACCUACCGUGAUGCAGCUGGUGUUGAGGCUAUCGGCCACAGCCUCCGCGAUUAGAUCCGGCAACGGCACAUUGUCUAAACGCGCCGUCGCUAAUCGCCGAGGCCGAUAGCCUCAACACCCGCCGCAUCACGGUAGGUGACGCAGCAAUGCCGUUUUCCGUUGCUCGGCCACGCGCUGCACAUCUCGCAAACUUUUGCGGCCGACAGUACAUUACCAAACAACUUGUCAUAUGCAGAUGCAGACUGACCCUUGCAAUAUUAAAAUGUUUUCCUCAAUUUCAAAACUUGCAGGCAUACUCGACAAGCUGGUGUUUGUGGGAGCAGUUAAGCAGUUCCCACUGAUAGCUCUCUUUUCUCGGGAAGAAUACAUUGCUGCUUGGCAAUAAUGUUAUAGUAGCAAGACUGCCAUAAGUGAAAGCAAAAAAAACAGCACUAACAUGAUCUUCUCUAAUCAACCGAGUAAAUCAAAAUCAACCCAAAAUGAUAAUGAAAUCACAGUACAUAAAAUAGGUGAGCAUGACUAAGCAAGAACGCGGGACACAUGCGUGCGUGGAAGAGUGUGCAAUACUGCAGCAGUCAAUUCAAAGUUGUCAUAUCAUAGUCGUUGAAGCACUGGCAGUGGUGAGUGUUAAGAUACAGAAAGCCUCCGUUAUGCAUCUCUUUGAAAGUUCCCAGAAAUCACUAACUUGCGUUACUUCAUGCAUCUGCUCAGAUUGCCCGGUAUUUUAUCGUCACUCACCUGCGUCUCUGUGGAUUGGUGGUUUUGCACUGUCAUCCCAUGGGAAAAUAGAUCACAACCAAACCUGUGAGGCCGUGAUCGGCUGCAGAACGACAAAGUCGGUACUUAACCCUUUGAGGGUUGACUUUUUUCGCAAAAUGUGUCCCAAAAAUGUGUAUUUUUUUAAUUGCUGAAUUAAGUUCUUCAGAUGAAUCUGUUUAAGAAAAAAAAAUGGUCUAAAAUUUUUUGGGUGACCGUAAACUGACAAAAAAA